This is a messenger RNA of Arachis duranensis, 2923 nucleotides long. Its product is annotated as receptor like protein 21-like. The record is from RefSeq and is a predicted model, not a curated record. The transcript is spliced from 4 exons. Bases 47 to 2884 code for a protein of 945 amino acids. Gene Ontology annotation, molecular function: protein binding. NCBI's taxonomy places the organism in Eukaryota, Viridiplantae, Streptophyta, Magnoliopsida, Fabales, Fabaceae.
AAGUAAGGUUUAAACUUUAAAUUAGUAGAUUAAUUAUAUCCGAAGCAUGGAUCUUUGUAUAACAUUAUUGUUGAGGUGGGUUUUGGGACUAGUGGUUUGCAUGAUGCUUGUUAUAGUGAAUGAUAGGAAUAUAGGACAUGCAUGCAGUGAGGGAGAGAGGAUUGCACUUUUGAAGUUAAAAGAUGCUAUCAAUGAUCCUAAUGGAACUGCCUUACCUACAUGGGAUAGCCACAACAAUAAUGAUUGCUGUGAUUGGGAGAGGGUCAUAUGUGACAACACCACUACAAACCCAAGGCCAGUAGUAACACAACUUGUUCUUGAUAAGAUAAGAGAUUUUGAACUCGCUAAUAAUGCAUAUUGGUCCUUAAAUGCUUCUUAUCUGCUUCCCUUCUCUGAACUUCAAGUGUUAGACUUGUCCUGGAACUAUUUGACAGGUGUAAAUGGUGUUAUCAGAUUAAACAACUUGAAAGUUCUUAGUUUAAAGGGGAACCCUUUAACUCAAGUUCCAUCUUUGGAUGAAUUGCCAGUGGUUCAGAUGUUAGAUCUAUCUUUCACAGGUCUCACCAAUUUUCAUUUUCUGCAAGAAAUUUCUACUUUAAGCAAGUUGGAGGUCCUGGAUCUUGGGAAUAAUUUACUAUCUGGAAGCCUACCAGGAUCAAUUGGAAACAUUACAUCUUUGCAAGCUCUCUCUCUUUCUAUGAAUAAUUUAGUUGGCUCUUUACCAACUCAAGGAGGCUUAUGUAAGCUCAAGAAUCUUCAGCACUUGGACCUUAGCCACAACCAGUUUGUAGGACAGAUUCCACUGUGUUUUAGCAACCUAACAUCUCUCCAUGUAUUUGAUGUUGCACAUAAUCAGUUUCAAGGAGUUUUCCCUUCUUUGUUCAUAUCUAGUCUCAAAUCACUAUCAUAUGUUUCUCUAUCUAAUAACUUUUUCCGAGGCUCCUUUAGCUUCAGUUCACUCGUCAAUCACUCUAACCUUGAAGUCUUUGAUCUGUUUAGCUACAACUCUCAAUUGAAGGUUGAAACUGAGAAUCCUCCUUUCAUACCUUUGUUUCAAUUAAAGGUCUUGCGCUUAUCGAAUUGCACGCUCAAUGAACACACCAAGGGCAUUCCUAGCUUUCUUUUAUACCAAAGUGACUUAAGAGUGAUUGAUCUUAGCUAUAACAGCAUCAUAGGAAGGUUCCCCCACUGGAUACUGAUAAAUAACUCAAGACUAGAAGUUCUUGAUCUUGGUAACAAUUUCUUGACUGGACCCCUUGAGCUCAAUUGUACUUCAAGAUAUCAAGAUAUGAAUACUUUGGAUACUUCACACAAUCCUAUCAAAAGCGAAAUUCCCAGUUGUGUUGGCACCAGCUUUCAGAAUUUAAGAGUCUUGAACAUGUCCAAAUCUGAAUUGCAUGGUGUCAUUCCAGCUUCAAUGGGACAUAUGGCCCUGCUUAUGAUAUUAGAUUUGUCAUCAAACAGUUUGUCUGGCCUAUUGCCGGCUGAGUUCUUGAAAGGUGUGAAGUCAUUGGAGUUUCUGAAGUUAUCUAAGAAUAACCUGUUUGGUCCAAUAUUGUCUUCUAAAGCCGAGUUAGGCCAAUUGCGUGUUUUGCGCCUGGACAAUAAUCGCUUCACGGGAGAGAUCUCAGAUGUGUUCAUGAAUAGUUCUCUGCUAAGAGUACUAGACAUGAGCUACAAUCAUCUCAAUGGAGAGCUACCAGGUUGGAUUGGAAGCUUUCAACAAUUGAGUUCUCUACUGUUGUCCCAGAAUAAUUUGCAGGGUGUUAUACCUCAAGAACUUUGCAAACUAAACAGGCUUACAUAUUUAGACCUGUCUAAGAACAAUUUCAAUGGAACUUUGCCAAGUUGUUUUGACAUGUCAAAGUUGAGGUACUUACAUCUGCAGGGAAAUCAGUUCUCAGGACCCAUUCCCAAUGCUUUGGCCAACUCUUCCUUGCUAUUGACAUUGGACUUGAUGAACAACAAAUUCUCAGGUGAAAUUCCAAGUUGGAUUGGCACUUUUUCAAACUUGAGAAUUCUCCUUCUAAAGGGUAACAACCUUGAAGGUUCCAUUCCCACUGUGAUGUGUCAACUAAGGCACAUAAGCAUAUUAGACCUUUCACACAAUACAUUCUCUGGGGAUAUACCUUCAUGCUUGAAUGAUGCAUCUUCAGGACUCUUGGAUCCAUUAGACAAUAUCAUAUUUGGUGAGUAUUUCAUAAUAUUCCCCAUCAAAUUCACCAAGUACAUAUCUGAAAAUCUUCUUCAUGUAGAUAAUGGCAUCGAUAUCCAAGGUCUCGUCUCGGACGAGGAACAAGAAGUGGAAUUCAUGUCAAAGAGUAGGUUAGAAUCAUACAAGGGAAACAUAUUGUACUAUAUGUCAGGAAUAGACCUCUCUUGUAACAUGUUAACAGGUGCAAUUCCUCAUCAAAUUGGAAACCUUAGUAGCAUUCAUACCUUAAACUUGUCAAAUAACCAUUUAAGUGGUCCUAUCCCAGAAACAUUUUCUAACCUCAAGCAAGUAGAAAGCUUGGAUCUUUCACAUAACAAAUUGGUUGGUCACAUUCCUUCAAAAUUAGUAGAGCUAUAUAGCUUGUCAAUAUUCUCUGUGGCUUACAAUAAUCUGUCUGGAACAACACCGGAGGCCAAAUACCAGUUUGCAACUUUUGGAGAGAGUAGUUAUGAAGGGAACCCUCUUCUUUGUGGACCUCCAUUGCAGCAUAGUUGUACUUCAAUCUCUGGUGGAGAAUCGAUAAUGCAUUCAGAUCUUCAUGCAGAGGAAAAUGAGUUCAGAGACAACUUCAUGUGGAGUUUUGCAGCAACUUUUGUUGUUUCAUUUUUAAGUGUCAUAGUCAUUGUCUACUUCAACCCUUACUUUGUAUCAAGAAAUUUUCAUGCAUGAACUGAACUUAACUGCAUGAAGAUGCACAAUAAACUACAA